Molecule: messenger RNA, 2483 nt
Organism: Oncorhynchus gorbuscha (pink salmon)
Lineage: Eukaryota; Metazoa; Chordata; Actinopteri; Salmoniformes; Salmonidae
Product: loricrin-like
Exons: 7
Coding region: 58-2316 (752 amino acids)
Molecular function (GO): structural molecule activity
Source: RefSeq, a predicted model, not a curated record
CACCCUCUGACCCCUAACCUGUGACCUCUCUAGGAGCUGUUGUCCACGCGUGGGGGGAUGACGGGCCAGGUGAACGUGGAUGUCCGGGCUACUAAGAGCCAGGACCUUUCUCUGAUGCUGGCUGAAGUCAGGUCGGAGUACGAGGCGGCCGUGGAGAAAAACCGCAGACAGGCCGAGGCCUGGUACAUGAAACAGGUGGAGAUGAAGCAGGCAGAGUCGGCGGUGGUGAUGGAGACGACAACGACGACCACGUCGGAGAUGACAGAGUUACGGAACCGCUACCAGACCCUACAGAUGGAAUACCAGGGACUACGUAUGGGGAUGGCGAACCUAGAGGCCAGGCUGUUGGAGGUUCAGUCCCAGUUCCAGCAACGUCUGUCUGGGUAUAGUGGCAAGGUGAUGGGCCUGGAGGGAGAACUGACCUCCAUAAGGGCCAGCACCACUGAGCAGAGCCAGGACUACCAGAUCCUUCUGAACAUCAAGAGUCGUCUAGAGAUGGAGAUCCAGCAGUAUAAGCAUCUGCUGGAGGGAGCCGGCCUGGGAGGGGGCAUGGUCUCUGGAGGGGCUGACCUGGGAGGGGGCAUGUUGGUCUCUGGAGGGGCCGGGAGGUCGGCAGGUAAGGCUGUUGUGACCAGGACCACUGUGUUGGAGGUGAAAUCCUCGGGAGGAGGAGUGGGGACGGGAGGAAGCUCCAUGUUGAUGCAUUCCACUAGCUCCACCUCCAGCCGUUCUGGGGGUGGGGCAGCCAUGCUGUCAUCAGGUGGCGCCGCGAUGGUGUCCGGCAGGGGACCAGCCAUGAUGUCAUCAGGAAGCCCCGCAAUGGUGUCUGGCGGCGGAUCAGCCACGGCGCCAUCAGGAGGAGGCACGGCACCAUCAGGAGGAGGCACGGCGCCAUCAGCAGGAGGCACGGCGCCAUCAGCAGGAGGCACGGCCCCAUCAGCAGUAGGCACGGCGCCAUCAGCAGGAGGCACGGCGCCAUCAGGAGGAGGCACGGCCCCAUCAGCAGGAGGCACGGCCCCAUCAGCAGGAGGCACGGCCCCAUCAGGAGGAGGCACGGCUCCAUCAGGAGGAGGCACGGCCCCAUCAGGAGGAGGCACGGCUCCAUCAGGAGGAGGCACGGCCCCAUCAGGAGGAGGCACGGCCCCAUCAGCAGGAGGCACGGCCCCAUCAGCAGGCGGCACGGCGCCAUCAGCAGGCGGCACGGCGCCAUCAGCAGGCGGCACGGCCCCAUCAGCAGGAGGCACGGCCCCAUCAGCAGGAGGCACGGACCCAUCAGCAGGAAGCACGGCCCCAUCAGGAGGAGGCACGGCCCCAUCAGGAGGAGGCACGGCCCCAUCAGGAGGAGGCACGGCCCCAUCAGGAGGAGGCACGGCCCCAUCAGGAGGAGGCACGGCCCCAUCAGCAGGAGGCACGGCCCCAUCAGCAGGAGGCACGGCCCCAUCAGCAGGAGGCACGGCCCCAUCAGCAGGAGACACGGCCCCAUCAGCAGGAGGCACGGCCCCAUCAGCAGGAGGCACAUUCCCAUCAGCAGGAGGCACGGCCCCAUCAGCAGGAGGCACUGCCCCAUCAGCAGGAGGCACGGCCCCAUCAGCAGGAGGCACGACGCCAUCAGGAGGAGGCACGGCGCCAUCAGGAGGAGGCACGACCCCAUCAGCAGGAGGCACGGCGCCAUCAGGAGGAGGCACGGCGCCAUCAGCAGGAGGCACGGCGCCAUCAGCAGGAGGCACGGCGCCAUCAGGAGGAGGCCCGGCGCCAUCAGCAGGAGGCCCGGCGCCAUCAGCCGGAGGCCCGGCGCCAUCAGCAGGAGGCCCGGCGCCAUCAGCCGGAGGCCCGGCGCCAUCAGCAGGAGGCCCGGCGCCAUCAGCAGGAGGCACGGCGCCAUCAGCUGGAGGCACGGCCCCAUCAGCAGGAGGCACGGCGCCAUCAGCAGGAGGCACGGCGCCAUCAGCAGGAGGCGUCACAAUGGUGUCCGGUGGGGGACCAGCUCUGAUGUCAUCAGAAGGCGUCGCGAUAGUGUCCGGUGGGGGACCAGCUCUGAUGUCAUCAGGAGGCGUCACAAUGGUGUCCGGUGGGGGACCAGCUUUGAUGUCAUCAGGAGGUACUGCGAUGGUGUCAGGCGGGGGAACAGCCAUGGAGGGAGGUACAGCCACGGUGUCAUCGGGAGGUGGCACUGUGUCCGGCGGAGGUUCCAUGAUGAUGUCAUCGGGCGGGGGCAUGACCGCGUCCGGUAGCAACUUGUCUUCCACCAGCGUGUUGACCAGCUCCACCAUGGAAGGUAAAGUCUCUACUGGUGAUAUUACCAUAGUUCCCAUAUAGUGAUUCCCUUCUCUGAUUCACGUCACAACACUCCAGGACCACGGAACCCCCUACACACACACACACACACACACACACACACACACACACACACACACACACACACACACACACACACACACACACACACACACACACACACACACACACACACACACACACACACA